This is a messenger RNA of Ostrea edulis (European flat oyster), 1386 nucleotides long. RefSeq names its product partner of Y14 and mago-like. Gene Ontology annotation, biological process: exon-exon junction complex disassembly. The transcript is spliced from 3 exons. Gene Ontology annotation, cellular component: exon-exon junction complex; cytoplasm. Lineage: Eukaryota; Metazoa; Mollusca; Bivalvia; Ostreida; Ostreidae. Bases 157 to 753 code for a protein of 198 amino acids. The record is from RefSeq and is a predicted model, not a curated record. Gene Ontology annotation, molecular function: RNA binding.
AGUGUCGAAACGUCUUGGUGCCGAAAGUUCUUGGUGCCGAAAGGUCCAGGUGUACGCAUUUUUAUAUCUCCAAAAAUAGGAGAGUUGCGACACCGAAACUUCGAAGUUCGAACUUUAACUUAACAAGCUUUACAGAGGGCAGUUGUUAAUCUCCUCAUGGAUUUCGUCCCUGAGCGAGACGGUGUUGUUAAAGACGAGAAAACGGGUGAGCUGUAUAUCCCUGCAUCACGUAGACCGGAUGGCACAUGGCGGAAACCCAGAAAGGUCAAGGACGGUUAUGUCCCGCAGGAAGAAGUUCCCAUUUAUGAGAAUCGGGGGGUGCAGUGGUUAAAAAGUGCCCCUAGUCUGCCCCCGGGCCUGAACCCUGCAGAUGUAGAGGCAGCCAAAAAAACGGACAGCCAAUCCUUGUCCAAGUCCGCAAAAAAGAACGCUAAGAGGAAAGAAAAGAAAAAACAGCAACACGAAUCAGGACGGGUUGCUGGUCCAGGUGAGAGUGUAGAAAGCAUAUCUCAGACUUUGGCAGCAACAAAAUUAUCGAAGGAUUCUAAGGAAAGUGACCCAUCCAGUGAUAAGGCAGCAAUAGAAAAGAAAAUUAGGAACUUGAAAAAGAAACUCAAACAGGUGGAUGACUUGAAAAAUAAAAUUGACACAGGCGAGAUUAAAAACCCAGAAAAAGAGCAGCUAGCUAAGGUGGCCAGACGACAGGAGUUGGUGGAUGAGAUAGAAGAUCUGGAAUUGGAUUUAGAAGACUGAGGACAUUUAGAUGACUGAGGAUGUUUAGAUGAUUGAGGACAUUUAGAGACUGAGGACAUUUAGAUGACUGAGGAUGUUUAGAUGACUGAGGACGUUUAGAUGACUGAGGACAUUAAGAUGACUGAGGACAUUUAGAUGACUGAGGACGUUUAGAUGACUGAGGACAUUAAGAUGACUGAGGACGUUAAGAUGACUGAGGGCGUUUAGAUGACUGAGGACAUUUAGAUGACUGAAGGCGUUUAGAUGACUGAGGACAUUUAGAUGACUUUCUUUAUGAACUUGGACAAGUAGGAAUUUCACUAAAAUUGUUCAGCAUUCAAGUUAAUAGUGAUAUUUCAAUGAUAUGCACCUUAAUAUUGAGAUUUCAAUGACAUUCAAGUUAACAGUGAUAUUUCAAUGACAUUGCGAAGGUUCAGUUUGAAAAUAUUUCAUUAUAAUCUAUAAAUUUAUUUGUGCAUCAUAUUUUCUUAAUGAAAUACCAGAUGUUGAAAAUUAACGAAUAAUGUAAAAAUGUGUUUACUUUGUUAAAGAACUUUGAAAACUUCUGACGAUGGUAGAAUGAAAUAAAUGCAUGGUGUAACACUUUUAAAACUUCUGACAAUGGUAGAAUGAAAUAAAUGGUGUGACACUGUA